AUGAAAAGAAAGAGGGAACCCUCUCAGAAGACAACUGUUCAGAAAAAGAAGAUUCUCAAUCUAGGAAAGUCUUUAGCAACCAAGAAGAAGCCAGCGCCUCUGACCUUUUCUUCAGCACCUUCUGGUAAUAUCUCCAUCUCAGAAGUUCUGAACUCCUCCGUCUCUGUUUCUAGGAAACUUGCCUCAUCAAUUCCUCUACCACCUCCCAUAAUCUCAACCACAGUUACAACUUCCUCCACUCCACCUACCAUAAAUAUAAACGUUCCCACUGAAAAAUCCAAAUCUCAACAACCAACAACCUUACUCCCUUCUCAUCAAACUUCUUCACAACCUACCCCAUCUGAACCAACACCAUCCAUACCAAUUCAUUAUGAACUAAACCCAUCCAACCAAACCCACUCAAAACCUACUCCUUCUCAAUCCUUUCCAUCAGAACCCACAAACUCUGAACCCAUCCCUCUCAGAACCAUCAUACCUACACCUUCUCCUCCAUCACCUCUCUUUAACCUCCAACCAACCUCCAUCCCACGUUCUGAAGCAAUGUUGUUCAACGAAUCCUUCUCACCAACCGUAUCCACAACAUACAACACCACUCUUUACUAUGACCUCACCACAUCCUCUGAACAUUCUGGUUCAGAUCAUCCCGACCGAACCUCCCCAAACCUUGAAGAUAUUCUAGCCACAAUUGACCCAGAAAGAACUCUUUCUGCUGAACGGGAAGCAACUGAGAAAGCUGCCAAGGAGGUUGCUGAGAAAGGUGCUGCAAAAGAGAAAUCUGAGAUAGAAGCAGAAGCUACAAGAGUCACAGAAGCUGCUCAGAAGGCUGAAUCUGAGAAAGCUGUUGAGGUUACUCGGAUUCAGGGAGAGUCAUCAACAGCUGAUCUUGCCCCUCUGGUCAUUAACACUCUAGAAGAGUUACAGAAAGAACAACAACUGGUCAGAAUCAGACUCGGCAAACAAGAUCAGGUCAACAACAACAUUCAGAACCUGCUAGCCGAGCUACUUCAGAGGAUGCCUCCUCCACCUAAACUUUAG
Molecule: messenger RNA, 1035 nt
Organism: Lathyrus oleraceus (garden pea)
Lineage: Eukaryota; Viridiplantae; Streptophyta; Magnoliopsida; Fabales; Fabaceae
Product: flocculation protein FLO11-like
Exons: 2
Coding region: 1-1035 (344 amino acids)
Source: RefSeq, a predicted model, not a curated record